UUGGGGGUCACACUGUGCUGUGUAUUAUAAAUAAACAUAAAUUAUUCGAAAUCGAAAGCAAUAUACAGAAAAAUUUCAAUUUUGCGACAAAUUACAUAUUUACCCUUUUUAUUUUACAAUAACCAACUCUUUAUUAACGGAGGACUAAAGUCAAGAAGGAAGAGAGCACAAAUCCAAAAUUCAAAUUCGGGAAAAAUUUUCAUUGUUUUCUUUUGCCUGCUACCAUUUUCUAUUUCAUUUGUGGUUUUUCUUUUUGAUUUUUUCUUUCUUUCAUUUUAUUUAAAUUAAAGAAGAAGAGUGAUAUUGUGAGCAAGCGAGCAAACUAACAAGAGAAAGAGUGAGAGUGAGAGGGAAUACGAAUGUGUGGCAGUACGAUAUAGAGUGGGAUAGCAAGCAAAAAUUUCAACAAACGUUAUAACUGCAGCAAUAACAAUCAUCGAGGAGAGCGACGACGAAGGACGACAAGCUAAAACCCCACUCACAGAGAGCCAGUGAGAGAGGAGAGAGGAGGACACCCCCGUACCCCCGUCCAUUAAUCAAAGGCAGCUAAAAUCAACAACUCCAAAAUUGUGGAAAAUUCGUAAAAAGCUCUGGAAGUAAAGCCAGUCAAAUUAUGGAUCGGUACGAUAUGGAUGAUAAUGUUGUUGCCCCGCCCCAGCCCGAAUGCAAUUCCCCCCUGAAGGAGUGGCGUCUGAAACAGCAGUCUGGCACAUUGUCACCCAAAGUUUUCAUCGAAUUUUUUAAAAAGGAAUCGCCAAAGUUUUUCGAAUUUCAAAAUGAAACGGAAACAGAUUCUAAAAAUGUACCGACUUUGAAAAUCACUCACGACGAAAAUGGCAAUAUGAGUGUGGACUCCGAUUGGGGCGAUUACGAUGAUGAUGAUGAAAAUACCAUGAAUUCUGGCUACUUUCCCUUCGAGGAGCUGCUCACUACGAGCGCCAAGAAUGUGAAUCUAUUGCAAGAGAUCAAACGUUUGCAGGAAAGCAAAUGGGGAGUGACCCACGGGUCAUUGAAAUGUAUGUUCAAGGAGACACAGUCCAAGGAGGAGAUAAUCGAUGUGGUUGUGGAAUUCAUGUUGGGCGAUAAUCCUGCCGCAGCAUUGGAAAAAUUACAACAAGAGGGUAAUACAUCAACCGUUUGUGGCAAGGUCUUCAAGAAUGGUGAACCCACGUACAGUUGCCGAGAGUGCGGCGUGGAUCCAACUUGUGUGUUGUGUGUUAGUUGCUUUAAGCGUUCGGCACAUCGUUUUCACAAGUACAAGAUGUCCACAUCGGGCGGUGGUGGCUGUUGUGAUUGUGGCGACAAUGAGGCCUGGAAAAAGGAUCAAUAUUGUCAACUUCAUUUGGCCAAUCGUCAAAAUCCAUUGGAAAGCAAAAUUCUUACCCCUGCGGUUUUAGAGCGCUGCGAAAUUUGCUUUAGUGCCAUUUUAUCGUUUUGCGUCAACUAUCUGGAGAUAGAGCCAAAUGCCAGUUUACAGUGCUUGGAUGGGGAACAAGUGGAUGGAACUCAAUUUUGCACAGUACUCUAUAAUGACGAGUCGCACACAUUCGAUCAGGUGAUACAGACACUGACAAAGAUAGCCAAAUGUCGCCACAAAGAUGCCAUGGAAAUUGUGGCGGCCAUCGAUCGUGAGGGUCGUGCUGUUGUCAAAUGUGACACAUUCAAGGAAUGCAACGAUCUGAAAACGGCAAUUGAGAAUCAAAUGAUACCGCCAAGCGGUUUAAUCACCAAUGCACGGCACAGCCAAUCCCUGCGUACCUCAGUGCUGCAUAUUAAUUCAGUCGCCUGUCAACAGUUUGCCUUGCAAUUGCUGACCUGGUUCCAAGAGUUCCUUGUACGACAUUAUCUAUUUCGGAAAAUCUUUGCCACAUUGGUCCAGACAAAGAAUGUGGACUACACAAUACGGCACAUCUUGGAGUAUGAUGUGAAAUUGUGGAAAACGGCAAGAACUUGUUGGCAUCGUUUGCUCAUUUCGGGCAUGCUAAUGGAAUAUGACAAUAAAAUGGUUUUGGCACAGGAAUUUUCACGUAGAUAUGCCACCAUUGUGGAGGAUUUUAUUAGCGAUGAUCAUGAUCAUUCCUUUUCGAUAGUCUCAUUGAGUGUGCAACUGUUUACGGUGCCGAGUAUUGCACAUCAUUUGAUUGCCCAUGAGGGUAUAUUUGAUAAGCUGUUGCAUACAUUCCAUCAUGUGGCCAUUGGAAAAUUUAUCCAAAAUAAAACAUUACACUUUAGCAAGAAUAUAGCUAGUAUGGCGUUCUUUAAGAGGGCUAACUAUAUAUUGUAUGAUCUGCGUUAUCUGCUCAGUCUGAAGCCGGAUGUAUUGAGCAAUGAAUUGCGUAGCGGAUUUUUAGAUGGAUGCAAAGCUUUGAUGGGAGUCCUAAAUGUAAUGCAGGGUAUGGAGUCAAUCACUCGUCAAACUGGUCAACAUAUGGACUAUGAGCCCGAAUGGGAAUGUGCUUUCAAUUUGCACAUCAAACUGGCCACAACCAUAUCGCAAGUUAUUGAAUGGGCAGCAAGUGAUGUGAAACUUUUGCGCAAACUGUAUAAGAUGACUGUACGUGCACUAGUCAGUAAUAAUUUCAUUGUAGGUAGUGAGAAGGUCGAAUCGAAAAGUGUUGCCGAUCAUUCAGCAAACUGUUUAAUGUACGAUGUUGCCAUACGCCCAGUUUCGAUCCAUUUGCCCCUGUCACGAUUCUAUGCGGGCAUAUAUCUGCAUCUGGGUGCACAUGACAUGAGCUACGAUAGUCUAUUGGCCGAGAAUGAGGUCAUUUUUACUAAAUUAACGCCACGGGAAAUAAUUGAACCUGUUCUCUGCACUCAUGCAAUGAUUGCUCAGGUGGCCGCCGGAAUGUGGCGUCGCAAUGGUUAUUCCCUGCUCCAUCAGCUCUAUUUUUAUCGCAAUGUACGCUGUCGUGUUGAGAUGCUUGAUAGGGAUAUUGUGUGUUUACAAAUUGGAGCAUCCCUAAUGGAAAGCAAUGAGUUUCUAAUCCAUGUGCUAAACAAAUUCAACUUGAUACCUUGGGCACAGCCAACGUAUGAGACUUCAUUGGUCGAAUCGCCGAUAGAUGAUGAAUUUAUGCGUCAGUUAUCCAUGAUCGAUGAGUUCCUAGAGCUAUUGAUUGUGAUCAUUGGCGAACGUUGGAUGCCAGGUGUAUCGAUGGUCAGCGAACAGGAUCGCCUAAGGAAAGAGAUUAUUCAGUUGCUUUGCACCAAAUCGUAUUCCCAUUCGGAACUGAGUCGAGCCUUGCCGGACACAAAUAGUGGCAAUUUUGAUAACUUUAUCGAGAAUGUCAUUAGCUCGGUGGCAACAUUUAAGAAACCAGUUGGAGUCGAUAGCAAAGGUGUCUAUGAGCUCAAAGAGCAUCUUUACGAAGAGUUCAAUGUGUAUUUCUAUCACUACACUAAAGAGGACAAAUCAAAGGCUGAGGAGCUGCAGCGUGAGCGUCGUAAAACUAAAAAACAGCUGGUCUGCUGCCCACCACCCAUGUUGCCACAGUUGACGCCAGCUUUCACCUCCAUGGCCAAUAUAUUGCAGUGCAAUGUUUUUCUAAACAUUUGCAAACUAGUCAUGGAACGCGCCUUGGAUCCAUGCAGCCGUUCCUUUACAGAAAGCCAUUUGCAAAAGAUCCUUCAUCUGCUCGGCUUUGCUAUUCAAGAGGAGUUGAGCGAACAUUAUCCGUUCCUUAGUUUCUAUGAGCGUUCGCAAACAUUUGGCAUUCUAGAUAAGCUAGAAGAAUUGGCUCGCUGUCAAUGGUUGGAGGCCCACCGGGAUUUUGUGUUAUGGACCAUAAAACGUUUUAGGGAACUGCAGGCUAAGCAAGCACCUCAAGCAUCCGGUAUGGGGGCCGAUGGUCCCAGUGGUUCACAGCAAACUGGUAAAGAAGAUCAACCUCGCACUUCUGAGGAGCAGGCACGUGUGGAGAAGGAGGCACGGGCCCGCCUUGCAGCCGAACGUAGAGCCAAAAUAAUGGCGCAAAUGCAAAGCGCCCAAAAGUCAUUCAUGAAGUCAAAUGCCGAAAUGUUUGCCAAUGCGGAGAGCGAUAGCAAAACAACUGAUGCCGGUGGGGCAGCUGGCGGUGAUAUGGAAUGGGAGGAUACACCAGGUGACGGCGGCAGCAGUAGCAGCCACAAUCUGGAAGAGCAAGGAGCAGCAGCCCUUGUGGUUGAGUCGCCGUCAUGCCUGGGCGUUAACCGCAGCCAUUACCAGGCCGGUGAAAAUACUUUCAAGUGUAUACUCUGCUGUGAGGAUUGUAGUAUUACCACCACCGGCCCGCCGCUGGUUAGUUCGGCCUUUGUCCAGACAUCGCGGGUUAUUCUAACACUUUCGAAUAAAAAUCAACCCGAUACGGGGCUACAUGUGAGCUGUUGUGGCCAUGUUAUGCACUACAGCUGUUGGCAGGAAUACUAUAGCAACGAGGAAUCGAAAGAGCAACGUCGUCCGCACCGCAAUCGUGUGGCCCUGUCCCAGGCACAUAAUGUGGAGUUCCAUUGUCCCUAUUGCCGUACACUGAGUAACACUGUGCUUCCGGUGAGCGAGGCAUUACCAAAGUUUUCGCCAGCCCCAGUUGUGGCACCGGGACAGGAGAAUUUCAUACCAUUGGAUUCCUUUGUGGAGAUCAUGCGAACUUUGGCGGCUGAGCUUAAUCUGUUACCCUAUGAGGAUAUGUGGACAUAUCCAAAUUGUAGCCGCAUUCUACGCAAAUCGAAUGUGAUUAACGAUGUCGGCCAGUUCGAGCGUAGCAUUCAGAUUAUCGAUGAGCCAAAGCUCCAUGCGAAUUGGUCCGAGGUGAUGACGGCCUUCAACAAGGCCCUAAGCAAUGCCACGCAGAGUCAACAGGCCAAUCAACGUGACUUGCCGCCAGCAAGCAGUGAUAGUGGUCACAUGGCCACCGUAUCCACAUUCUGGGAUACCUGCAGCUAUACGCUGCAAUCGUUGGAAGUCUAUUUGUUUGCUGUACACAAGCCACUCAAGGCUGAGCUGCCCAUGCGGCAUCAGAGUUGUGUCAGCAAUUUGGUACGCGCCUGCGCUCUGUCCUCAGCCAUUUUGCUGCCAGCUCAGAUAACCUCUCAGGCGGAGAUAGGAGCCAAGUUGCUUGAUACAAUCUUUAAUCAGAAGGGUACCAGUGUGCUGGAAUGGGAUUGCUUCUCGAUGAUGGUCACAUGCAACUUCGUUGUCCCCAAUUUAAUGGUGGCCGAGAAUGCCUCCAAGGCCGUCAUACCAAGUGGUAGCAUGUUUGACUUCUUUAUAUUACAAACACUUUUCCUGGCUAAUCUCACCAAGGCGGUCAUUUGCUUUGACUAUGACAAGGAAAAACAGCGGGAUAAAAAUGAACAAGAACUUUUGGAAGAGCUGGCCUAUGUUGAGCAAUUGCCCUGCAAGAUUCAAGCGAAUAUGGUGAACUUCUAUCGUCGCUACAAUAUCCCGGCUCGUCUCCGGCAACAGCAUUUGGAGAAGGAGCAACAGCAGAAGCAUGAAGAACAGAUGCGCUCACAUCCUACAGAGAUGCAGCAGAAUGAAUUGCCCAAUGUGAUCAUACCAUGUGAACUGCAACAUCUUGCUUUACUGUUGUCAUAUGUCAAGCGGCAAAUGAGCUCGUUCCUGCGGUGCUCUUGUCUCUUCUAUCGCUGUAUGACCGAUGUGGACUUUCCGGACACGUUUCCAACAAAUCAACCGGAUCGAUUUGAUUUGAUGUGCCAAUAUCUGGGUCUGGAUGGCCAGUUGGGCAUCUACUUUGAUAUGGAGACAACCUAUGCCACUUUAAUGCAUAACUUUGCCUCGCAUCCGGAUGUGGUUAAUCAAGUGGACCGAAAUGAAGCUGCUGCAACUGUGGAAGUGGUGCCGUGUCUGCGUCCCUUCCCAAGGCUGGUGCCACUGUACGAUGACUAUAGCGAUCUUAUUAAUAGUGUAUCGGACAUCUUUUGUCCCAACAAUGAGCGGGAGGAGAUGAAGACGCCAACCAUGUGCUUAAUAUGUGGGGCUAUUCUGUGCGGACAAUCGUAUUGCUGCCAACCGGAACUGGGUAAACUUCAAGUGGGAGCAUGUACACAUCAUGCGCACGACUGUGGUGCCGAAGUGGGUAUCUUUCUACGCAUUCGGGACUGCCAGGUGGUGUAUUUGGGCAGGGGCAAGGGUUGCUUUGUCCAGCCACCGUAUUUGGAUGAAUAUGGCGAGACGGAUCAAGGAUUACGCAGGGGCAAUCCAUUGCGUUUGUGUAAGGCUGCUUAUGAUCGCAUAUUUUUGCAAUGGCUGGGCCAUAAUCUGCACGAAGAGAUUGCUCGUCUCAAUGAUCAUGCCAAUGUAGCUGUUACGCAAUGGCAUCACAUGUAGUCCGCAGGAUGGAAGCUGCAGCUAUAAACAAUGAAGAAGCAUAACCAGAAGAAGAAGAAGGAGGAAGAAAUGGAGGAGUUAGAAAACGAAAAGGACAUGAAAAAGCAGCAGCAACAGAAUAAGAAGAAGAGUGAUAGCUAUGGCGACGGCGACGACGGUCAAUGUGAUUAUUACAUACUAACAUUAGGAGAGCAUAUUUAUACGUCUAAGCAUUUUACUACUUAUACCCCCCUACCUACCCCCCCAAACCACCCACCACACCCCAAAAUGGUAACAGCGCCAUCUCUUCUACCACACAAAACAAACCAUAAAUUCAAAUCUUUGUACUGACCCCCAACCACUACACCCCCUACUUUAUCCCUCUGCUAAGCUCCUUUCCCUACACCACCACCACUACCACUACCAACCACCAGACUAUAAUAUUUAUAAUAAUCUCAUGGUUUUUCUUAUUAAUUAA
Messenger RNA from Drosophila willistoni, 6785 nucleotides. It is a transcript of the gene Ubr1, whose product is annotated as E3 ubiquitin-protein ligase UBR1. Gene Ontology annotation, biological process: ubiquitin-dependent protein catabolic process via the N-end rule pathway; protein ubiquitination. Lineage: Eukaryota; Metazoa; Arthropoda; Insecta; Diptera; Drosophilidae. Bases 614 to 6328 code for a protein of 1904 amino acids. Gene Ontology annotation, cellular component: ubiquitin ligase complex; cytoplasm. The transcript has 10 exons. The record is from RefSeq and is a predicted model, not a curated record. Gene Ontology annotation, molecular function: ubiquitin protein ligase activity; zinc ion binding.